Molecule: messenger RNA, 948 nt
Organism: Trichoderma atroviride IMI 206040
Lineage: Eukaryota; Fungi; Ascomycota; Sordariomycetes; Hypocreales; Hypocreaceae
Source: RefSeq, a predicted model, not a curated record
AUGGCUCACGUUACGCUGAGUGAUGGCUUGGCCAUCUGGCAACUCGUCUACUACGUUGUAACACUCAUCUGCAGCAUAUUUGUAUCUUUUCGACACGGAUUGGCACGGAGUUCAGGCUGGAUCUUUCUCACGAUAUUCAGCAUCAUACGUGUUGUUGGAUGCUCCGCACAGAUUGCAACGAUAACUGCCACGUCGGACACUGCCGAGACAAUUGCUACUAUACUUGGCUUUUUGGGUCUGUCACCGCUUUUACUAGCCACACUAGGAAUCUUAACUCGAGUAUACUAUUAUCUCCUUGAGCGGCCGUACAACACCGUCUUCAAUCUAUUUGUUGCCAAGAUCGUUCAAAUACCGGCUGUUGUCGCCCUUAUCCUCUGCAUUGUUGGCGCAACAUCGGCAGACACUGCAGCAGACAUUAUGACCCAAGAUACGGUAAAGGACGGAGUGAUUGUCUACCUGGUUGUCCUGAUUCUCCUCAUCCUUCUGACGAUUGGCGCCUACAUCACGCGCCAUGUGACAGAACGACGUGGAGAGAGGACAAUGCUACUCAUUAUAACAUUAUCACUACCAUUCUUACUUGUUCGCAUUAUCAACUCACUUCUUCUCAUCUUUGACAAACACUUUCAAGAUUCGACAGCAGAGGGAUCAACAUCAUCUGUCCUCACAGAACUCUUCAUGGCAAGAAUCGAGGAGAUGAUUGUCGUUCUCUUCUAUCUGUAUGCCGGUCUCACGCAUAAAGCCGUCCCAGAAGGAGAUCAUGGCAAGCGAACCAAUAAGGAAAAGAUCGCGCAUCGGGCUGCCAGAGGAGAUUUUGGUGAUGGCAGGUUGGGGGUGAUAUCUCUGGCAAUUGCGACUGCUGGUGCGAGCUUCAAGAGAGAGAAUGAUAAACCUAGCCAAAAUGACCAAGAUGCUGAAAUUGGGCUAGUACAGUAUCGCACGACAAGAUAG